AAUACAUACGCUUCCUUUUCUUUCACAUUAACACACUCUUUAAAUCUCUAAUCUGUACUCUCACCCUUUCUUUGCUGCCAUUUAUUGUUUUGUUGAGUUGAGUUGGCAUCAUCACUAGUCAAAGAUGAAUGCUCUUCUGUGUUGAUGUUAAUGUUGGUUUGGUAGACACAAUGACGGAUAAGAAGAGAUGGUUAUGGAAGCGAAAGUCUUCCGAGAAGAGUUCGGGCGAAGCUGAGAGUUCGGGAUCUGUUUCCUCUCAUUCUGAGAGGUAUUCUGAUGAACAGGAAGUAUCAAAAGAAUCUUCUAAUGGAAGCAGUCAUUCACCUGAUGUCACCUCAAAAGCUGUAGCCUGUGCUGAAGAUGUAGACGAUAGUUCAGUUAUGAACGAACAGCUGCAUGAUGAAGUUGCACUGACACCUCUUUCUACAUGCAUCGAAAAUGGCAUUACAUCAGAGAUAGAUAAAAAUGGAGACGAUAUUUCAGUUAUCAAUGAACUGCUUCCGGAUAGAGUUGCAUCGACACCUCUUUCUACAUGCAUCGAAAAUGGUGGUUCAUUAGAGGUAGAUAAAAAUGGAGACAAUAGUUCAGUUAUCAAUGAACAGCUGCCUGAUAGAGUUGCAUCGACACCUCUUUCUACAUGCAUAGAAAAUGGCGGUUCAUUAGAGGUAGAUAAAAAUGGAGACGAUAAUUCAGUUAUCAAUGAACAGCUGCCUGAUAGAGUUGCAUUGACACCUCUUUCUACAUGCAUUGUAAAUGGAGGUUCACUCGAAGUAGAUAAAAAUGAAAAUAUAUUGAAUGGAAAAGAAGGUGAUCGAAAUGACGGGUCGAGGGAUAUAUCUGAGAAGCUAUCUGCUGCUCCUGUUAAUGUCAAUGCCAAAGAAGACUUGGUUAAGCAGCAUGCAAAAGUUGCUGAAGAAGCCAUAGCAGGCUGGGAAAAGGCUGAAAAUGAAGUAGCAAAUUUAAAGAAGCAACUCGGCACAGUCACCCUCAGGAAUUCAGCUCUUGAAGAUAGAGUCACGCAUCUAGAUGGAGCACUUAAGGAGUGCGUUAGGCAGUUAAGACAAACAAGAGAAGAGCACGAAGCAAAUAUUCAAGAUGCCGUAGCCGAAAAGACUCACGAAUUGGAAUCUGACAAAAUUAAACUCGAGAGCAAGCUCAUUGAGCUCCAGAACAAAUUAGAUGCUUCAAAUGCCAAAUCUUCUAUUGAGCGUGAUAUGCGUCAAAAGGUUGAAUGGUUGGAGAAAGAGAAAAUGUCUCUCAGGCAUGAGAUCCUAGUUCAAUCAGAAGAGCUGAAAAUCAGAACUAUUGAGAGGGAUUUAAGCACUCAAGCUGCUGAGACAGCUAGUAAGCAACAUUUAGAGAGCAUCAAGAAAGUUGCCAAGCUUGAGGCCGAGUGUCGGAGACUAAAGAGCAUUGCUUCUAGAGCAUCGCUAGUUAAUGAUCAUAAAUCCAUUGCUUCAUCCUCAUUUUGUGUUGAAUCUCUCACAGAUAGUCAAUCAGAUAGUACAGACCGGCUUACUACGGUGGAUUGUGAUAUCCAUAAGAUGAGUGGUUCAGAGCUAAACAGGUGUGAACCAAGUUGUUCCGACUCAUGGGCAUCUGCACUGAUUGCUGAGCUUGAUCAGUUCAAGAAUGAAAAGUGCUGCCGACAAGAUCCAUCCGGUUCUGUUAAAAUAGAUCUAAUGGACGACUUUCUUGAAAUGGAACGACUCGCUGCAUUGCCUGAGACGAAGAAUGAAAGUGUUGUUGAGGAGUCUGUUGUUGCCAAUCAAUGCAUUGACAAAGAAAGCGCACUUAGAGCCGAGUUUGACAUCAUGAGUCAGCAAAUGGAUGAACUAAAAAUGAAGUUAGAGAAGGUGGAAGCAGAUAAAGCUGAACUUGGGAUAGCUUUGAUGAAAAGCGAAGAGUGUAUCGAGGAGUCACGACUUCAGUUGAGUGAGGCAAUACUGAAACUGGAGGAGCUUCAAACAGAGCUAGAAAUUGCGUACAAAUCAAAGCAAAAGUUAGAAAAUCGCCUAAUGAGCAUGGAGGCAGACACUCAAACACUAUCUUCCAAGGUCGUUUCGUUAGAAGCAGAUGUUGAUAAGGAAAGGGCUGUGUCGCACAAAUUUGCAAUGAAGUGUAAGGACCUUGAAGAAGAGUUAGAAAACAAAUCUGCGAUGCUUGGCUUAUUAGAAGCUGAGGUUGAUAAGGAGAGGAGCGUGUUGCAUGAAAUUGCAAUAAAAUGCGAGGGCCUUGAGGAAGAGCUAGAAGGAAAAUGUGCAAAGGUUGACUUGUUAGAAGCAGAGCUUGUCAAGGAGAGGAUUGCGUCACAUGAAAUUACAGCCAAGUGUAACGACCUUGAGGAAGAGCUAGAAGGCAAAUCUGCUAAGGUCAACUUGUUAGAAGCGGAGGUUGUUAAAGAAAGGGCCGUGUCAGAUGAAAUUGCAGCCAAGUGUAAGGAUCUUGAAAAAGAGCUAGAAAGCGAAUCUGCAAAGGUUGUCUUAUUAGAAGCCGAGGUUGAAAAGGAGAGGGUGAUGUCUGAAGAAAUUGCAUUGAAGUGUCGGGAAUUGGAGGAAGAGAUACUCAGGCCAACGACUAAUUUGUAUGGAGAAAAGAAAAUCAAGCAGGAGGACCUAGCACUCGCUGCCGGAAAGCUUGCUGAGUGCCAGAAAACAAUAGCAUCUUUGGGGAAUCAGCUAAAGUCUCUGGCUACACUUGAGGAUUUCCUUAUUGACACUGCUGGAAUUCCUCCAAGUCCAUCACUCAUUGCUCAUGCUGGUGGAGAGUUGUGGAAGAUGCAUUCAAAUGUCACAUUUUCACCUAAAAGAGAUUCUACUUCUUCUAGAUUGGCUGAUGGUAGCUCUGGUCCAUCCCUAAACCAAAAUGAGGAAAGCUCGCCACUUUCAUCGUCUUCUUCGACUUCAUCAUCAGCCUUGCCGAAUCAUGCCAGUUCUGAGAAGAGUCGAAAUGGUUUCGCAAAAUUUUUCUCGCGAACCAAGAGUGGUAUUCGUUUAGAAAUUUAGAUUAAAUGGAAGUAGUAAUUCUUUUACUCCAGUUGUAGACAGGUUCAUUUUGUCAUCCAAUGAAAAAACCCAAUUUCACUUA
Messenger RNA from Trifolium pratense (red clover), 3087 nucleotides. Its product is annotated as filament-like plant protein 1. Bases 129 to 3005 code for a protein of 958 amino acids. Lineage: Eukaryota; Viridiplantae; Streptophyta; Magnoliopsida; Fabales; Fabaceae. The record is from RefSeq and is a predicted model, not a curated record. The transcript has 5 exons.